UAACUAGUAUCAUGUCUCUUCCAUUCUCUCUCUCUCUCUCUCUAAUGUGGCUAGAGUGGCUGAGAUCACCAAGUAGGGCUCACACCUCCCCAAGACAGCCGCAGGAGCCACCUUCACCAAGGUACUUCUCCUGCUCAUCUUUCAAAGAUAUCAAUGCCAUUCUCUUAGAAGAACAAAAUGGAUCUAAAUCCCAACCCCAAACCCCCAGAAGACCCUCCAUUUUCCACCGCGCCUCCCCACUCCACGGCCACCACGGCAACCACUCUAAAACAUUCAUAAUUUCACCACCUCCUAACCAGGAUGACCACGAGAUCAUCCUCUACUUUACCAGCCUCGGCAUUGUCCGCAAAACAUUCGAAGAUUGCAGAACCGUCAGAUCAAUCCUCCGUGGAUUUCGCAUCCCAAUUGACGAGCGAGAUUUGUCCAUGGAUGCCGGGUAUCUCGACGAGAUACAGAUGAUCACAUGUUCUAAAAAGGUUAGGUUACCUGCAGUUUUCUUAGGUGGGAAGUAUGUUGGUGGGGCCGAGGAGAUCAAGGAGAUGAAUGAGAGUGGUGAGUUGAGUAAGCUGAUUGGUGGGUUACCCUUUGUAGGAAACAAUAGUUUCUGUGAUGUUUGUGGAGAGCUGAGACAUGUUCUUUGCGCACAGUGCAAUGGCAGCCAUAAGAUCUACUCUGAGAAGCAUGGGUUUACGACCUGCACAUCGUGCAAUGUAAACGGUCUGGUUAAGUGCGGCCUAUGUUAUCCCGUGAACCGGCGGCGAAUGUCAACUUAG
Manihot esculenta (cassava) is the source of this 773-nucleotide messenger RNA. RefSeq lists its product as uncharacterized. The transcript has a single exon. The coding region runs from base 12 to 773 and encodes 253 amino acids. The record is from RefSeq and is a predicted model, not a curated record. NCBI's taxonomy places the organism in Eukaryota, Viridiplantae, Streptophyta, Magnoliopsida, Malpighiales, Euphorbiaceae.